GCAAGGCAGACGGCAGGACUCAGGCCGCCUGUGGAGGUGAAGGACAACUGGAAAGAGGCCCAGAAGGACAUGGAUCGAUAGCCCAGACUUCAACAGAACCCUUGUCCCUGCUCCACAAUGUGGCUUCUCCUCACCUUCUCCUUCCUGCUGAUAUCUGCAGAUGAGGAUGACACUGACUAGAUACUGGGAAGUGAGGAGUGUGAGCCCCACUCCCAGCCAUGCCAAGUGGCCCUCUCUGAGCGUGGGCAUUUCAGCUAUGGCGCUUCCCUCAUUUCCGCACUCUGGGCGUGGUCUACAAACCACUACCAAACCUGCCUCACGAGAGUGCACUUGGGCAAACACAAUCUGCGCAAGCGCGGUGGUCCCAAGCGGCUGUGCACUGUGGCCUGAGUCAUCCCACACCCACACUACGAAGCCCGCAGCCAUCGCUGUGACAUGUUGCUGUUGCUAUGUCUGACACGGCCCGCGUCCCUCUCCCUGCACGGUGACUCUGGGGGACCCCUGGUCUGUGGCAGAGUCUUGCAGGGCAUUGUGUCCUGGGGUGAUGUCCCCUGUGACACUACUACCAAGCCUGGUGUCUAUUCCAAAGUCUGUAGCUACUUGGAGUGGAUUAAGGAAAACAUGAAGAGGAACUGA
This is a messenger RNA of Mustela lutreola (European mink), 636 nucleotides long. It is a transcript of the gene KLK15, whose product is annotated as kallikrein related peptidase 15. Gene Ontology annotation, molecular function: serine-type endopeptidase activity. The transcript is spliced from 5 exons. The record is from RefSeq and is a predicted model, not a curated record. Lineage: Eukaryota; Metazoa; Chordata; Mammalia; Carnivora; Mustelidae. Gene Ontology annotation, biological process: proteolysis.